This is a messenger RNA of Closterium sp. NIES-67, 1386 nucleotides long. The record is from the annotation of a GenBank genome assembly. Lineage: Eukaryota; Viridiplantae; Streptophyta; Zygnematophyceae; Desmidiales; Closteriaceae.
CAUUCUUGUCAGCCUUCUCUUCCCUUCCUCUGCAAGAACUUGCCCCGAAUAUCCGCUUCAGUCUGCCCCGUCAGUAGUUCCGUCCUUUAAAUUGCAUUUUCCGAUUGUGCAGCACACGAGGGGCUUUCCACAUGGCUCGUCGCUCGAGUGUUGUGGCGCUGCUUGUGCUUUCGCUCGCAGCGUGCGCGACGGCAUUCGAUCUGUCGGUCAGUCCAGAGGACGUGUUGGCCGCCGGCUUGAAGGUCGGACCCGCCAGCGACCUUGUAACCGCCACAAUGCCUGGUCGCUCCGUUCCAACAGAGCCUGGCGGAGUGGAGCUCAGCCGGGUGAUACGGCUCUCCGACAAGGACCCGCGCGCGUUUCUGUAUAAGAGCUUCCUGUCGGACGAGGAGUGCGACCACAUCGUGGCGAUCGCGGCCGCUCGACUCGCCAGGUCGGCCGUGACGGACAGCAAGAGCGGGCAGAGCGUGGUGAGCGAGGUGCGCACGUCGUCAGGCAUGUUCCUCAGCAAGGGCGAGGAUGACGUCAUCCGCGCCAUGGAGCAGCGCGUCAGCGAGUGGACGUUCCUUCCCGUGGCCAAUCAGGAGGCCCUGCAGGUGCUGCGAUACGGCAAGGGCCAGAAGUACGACCCGCACUUUGACUACUUCUCCGACCCCGUCAACACGCAGCUGGGCGGCCACCGCUACGCCACCGUGCUCAUGUACCUCAACAACGUCACCAAAGGGGGCGAGACCGUCUUCCCCACGCACAAGGAUGACACGCCCAAGGACGACUCGUGGUCCGACUGCGCCAAGGGGCUGCUGGCAGUGAAGCCAAGCAAAGGCGAUGCUCUACUGUUCUUCAACAUGCAGCCGGACGGCAGCCCGGACCCGUCCUCUCUGCACUACGCGUGCCCGGUGGUGGAGGGCAUCAAGUGGUCCGCGCCCAAGUGGAUCCGCAUGGGCGACGUCAGCGUGCCGCUCAGCGCUGCCGUCACCCCUGCCUGCCAGGACAGCAAUGCGUACUGUGAGGCGUGGGCCAAGGAGGGCCACUGCACAUCGGAGCAGUAUAAGGGGUACAUGGUUGGCACUGCAACAUCCACUGGGGCUUGCCGCAAAGCCUGCAACGCCUGCGACUUGUAGCGCUGGCCAGGGCUGACGUUAAAAAAAAAACCCCACUGGCAGGGUUCCCGUUAAGCAGACGAAAUCCGUUUGUUCAUCUGAGAAUCAGACUCACUUUUCCCGUGUCAUCUGAUUUUUUUACAACCCACUACUCUUCAUCUGAACGACCAUCUUGGUUAUAUAUGUCAAACAUGUGUAUUUGUCAUGUUUGUAUAGAUUGUAUGGGGUCACCUCUUAGAGGGUACAACACUUAGGUAUAUCUGCUUGUACUCUCACUCUACUAUCA